This is a messenger RNA of Macrosteles quadrilineatus (aster leafhopper), 3008 nucleotides long. RefSeq names its product aminoacylase-1. The coding region runs from base 423 to 1637 and encodes 404 amino acids. The record is from RefSeq and is a predicted model, not a curated record. The transcript is spliced from 10 exons. Lineage: Eukaryota; Metazoa; Arthropoda; Insecta; Hemiptera; Cicadellidae. Gene Ontology annotation, biological process: amino acid metabolic process. Gene Ontology annotation, molecular function: aminoacylase activity. Gene Ontology annotation, cellular component: cytoplasm.
UCUUGCCUUUGGUUGAGUUGAGGUUAAAUUUUAAAUAUUAGACUUUUAGGGUUUACAUAAUCCAAAGUAGCCUUAUCUCUACUGAUAACGCAAUUUGAAAUUGGGUUGUAGGUCCAGGCUUUUUAUCUUCAGAUUCUUAUGUACCGACUAGAGACUAGGUUCUAUUAAAUUUAUCAGCAUUAGACUUGACUUACUACCGGUACCUCACAGUGUGAAUUAAUUUGUGUGUGGUAGGCCUACCUUACAUUUUGGAAAUUGUGUGUAGGCAUAGGCUACCCUAUAAGCCGAGGGAAAAGCUGAAGUAUAAGUAACUUAUGUUUAUGUUUCAAAUUAUAAAUUUAAUCAAAAUAUAAUUAUUUAACCAGACCUAGGCCUAUCCUUAGUCCAUAUUAUUUAGAAACACAAAUAACUUAAAAUUUGAAAUGUCUGCAAAUGAAGGUUCAUUGUCAGAUACUGACUUAUCUGCUCUUACAAAUUUUAAGGAAUAUUUACGUAUUCCAUCUGUUCAUCCUGAUGUAAACUAUGAUGGUUGUGAGGCGUUCUUGAGGAAUCGAGCUGAAAUCUUAGGUCUUCCAAUAAGAGUGUUCACUGUUGCUCCAAAGAAACCAGUCAUUUUAAUCUCGUGGCUUGGCAGUGAACCUCAGUUGCCCAGUUUAUUGCUAAAUUCACACAUGGAUGUGGUUCCUGUAUUUCCUGAAAACUGGACUUAUCCUCCGUUUGGAGCGGAGACAGACUCAAAGGGUAAUAUUUACGCCCGAGGCUCUCAAGACAUGAAAUGUGUUGGCAUACAAUACCUAGAGGCUGUUGAGAGGCUCAUGAAGAACAACCAGAAACUUAAGAGAACAAUCCACAUUCUGUUUGUUCCAGACGAAGAGAUUGGCGGACUGGAAGGUAUGAAACUUUUUAUCGAAUCUGAAGACUUCAAGAAUCUCAAUGUUGGUUGUGCUUUAGAUGAAGGUAUUGCCAGUCCUGAUGAAAGCUACCAAUUUUUUUAUGGAGAAAGACCUAUUUGGCAUGUGUGGAUCCACUGCACUGGAACUCCUGGACAUGGGUCUCUGCUGCAUGAUGACACAGCUGGAGAGAAACUGGCCGUCGUCAUUGACAAGUUCUUGGCUCGCAGAGCUGUGGAGAAGAAGAAGUUGAAGGAUAAUCCGGAACUGACAAUCGGAGAUGUCACAACGAUCAAUCUGACUAGUCUCAAGGGUGGAGUACAAACCAAUGUUGUUCCACCGGAACUUACUGUAGCAUUUGACUGCAGAUUGAGUGUUGAAACGGACCAUCAAGAGUUUGAAAAUUGGAUUAAUGAAGUCUGUAAAGCUGCUGGCGAUGGCAUAUCAGUUGAGUACGAGAUCAAGCAAGACUUAAUCAAGACAACUACACUCGAUAGUACAAACCCUUGGUGGACGUCUUUCAAAUCUAAAGCUGACAAAUUAGGGCUGAAAUUGAAGUGCAAUAUUUUUCCUGGAGGCACGGAUAGCCGUUACAUUAGACAGGUUGGUAUUCCAGCAUUUGGGUUUUCUCCAAUGAACAACACUCCAGUUCUGCUCCAUGACCAUGAUGAAUUCCUAAAUGAAAAGGUAUUCUUACAAGGCAUCAAAAUCUACUGUGAGCUGCUCCCUGCCUUAGCCAAUCUUUAGGCUUUAGAUCAAACGAUAGUCAAGUACAGAUUAGCCUUCUGAUGUGCCUUAGCUGUUGUCAGAGAAUAUCUUUUAUCUUUAUUUUGUUAGAAACUAUUUGACCAUAAUGUGUAACUUGUGAUGUGAACCGGUGCAUUUAACUCAGCUUUCCACAUGUCUAACAUAUGAUGCAGGUGUAAUUAGUAACAUUCCAUAAACAUGUGAAAUGUUUUAUGCUUUAGUCUGAUUGCCAUACUAACAUUUAAUUUUAGGGAGGGAUUUUUGUCUAGUUAAAUAAUAGUUAGUUGUUUGCUCACAAGUAUAAAAUGAGAGUAAGUUGAGUGUGUUAACAAUAACAAGGUUUAAAAUACUCAGAUAUUUGUUUUUAUAUUAAUCAAAUCAAAGUAACAUAGUACCUAAAGUAAACAAUAACAUUUAAAAACAUAUGUUAUUCAAACAACUGAAAUAUUCUGUAAUAUUAACUUGAGCUACAGAUAACUUUAUGGUAUAACCUACUGAAACUGAAAAGUGAAAACUAUAAAUAUUCACAUCCACAAAAUACAACCUCAUAGUUAAAUAUCCAGAUUAAAAUUAAUACCAGAUGGAUCAAUGCAAGUUUUGUCUCAUUCAUUUAUUAUACUGUACAUUCAAAUAUAUUUAGUUUUUAAAGUAGCCUUUUUAGUUCAGUUCUGAGAAUUGAAGAGUUUCUCAUAACAGCAUUAUUUACUUUCAUAACAGCUUAGUUUUACUCAAAACUCGGGUAACAGACCAAUGAGGUUCAAGGAGUGAGAGAGUAGAAGUAAAAUUUUAAUUGUUCUAACUUCAACUAAUCAGCUGUUCAGGCCAAUUGAAUUUUAGUACAAUGUUUCAUUGCAUCACUGUCAGUGGCAAUGAGGGGUUAUAAACGAAAACAUAACCUCUCUUAGAAGUUAUGAGUAGUGAUUUUUAGUAAUUAAAUAACUGUCGUAGGUAAAGUAGUGUACGCAACUCUCGUAAAUAGUGUUAACGACACUCGUAGAAAGUUUUAAAGCACUCGCCAAGGCUCAUACCUUAAAUUUUCUACUCAAGUUGUUAACUCUAUCUUUACGCAGUCGUUGCGUAAACUACUAUUUCAUGUCCAUCUGUUCACAAAUAUAGCUGCUUGCUUAUAUUGGUUGAUAUUAAAAGUCGAAAUAGGACAUGUAAAAUAAACACUUUUAGCAUGUAGAAAAUAAUUACCAUUAACUUUUAAUGUUGCAAAUAGACUUCUCGUCUGUUGUAAAAUCUGAAGUACGUUUUCAUGUCUGGUUACUAUAUAGUUCGUAAAAACAGGCUUAAUGCUGGAUAAUAAUUUAUGGUAACACCUGUUGACCUUGUCGAUUAGCUAUGUAUAAUAAAUUAUUUGUUUCAGAA